Messenger RNA from Wickerhamiella sorbophila, 1698 nucleotides. RefSeq names its product GABA-specific permease. The record is from RefSeq and is a predicted model, not a curated record. The transcript has a single exon. NCBI's taxonomy places the organism in Eukaryota, Fungi, Ascomycota, Dipodascomycetes, Dipodascales, Trichomonascaceae. Gene Ontology annotation, biological process: transmembrane transport. Bases 1 to 1698 code for a protein of 565 amino acids. Gene Ontology annotation, cellular component: membrane. Gene Ontology annotation, molecular function: transmembrane transporter activity.
AUGGGCUACUUAAACCGUAGAUCGACAGAGAACGACCCCAGCCAUACACCUUUGUCUAGUAUGUAUGAGUAUAACUCCAGUAAGGAUGAUGAGCUGUUGAUGAAUCUGGGCUACAACCCCGAGCUCAAGCGGAACUUCUCACCGCUGCAGGUGUUCGGUAUCGCCUUCUCUAUCAUGUCAUUAGUGCCUUCCAUUGCCUCAGUGUUUGUCGACAGUAUCUCUGCGGGUGGUGCUGGCAUGACUUGGGGGUGGCUAGUUCCGUCCCUCUUUAUCAUGUCAGUCGGAGUGUCACUUUCUGAGUUCGGAUCCUCCAUGCCUACAUCGGGCGGUCUCUACUGGUGGUCAUUCAAAUUCGCACCCAAGAAACUUGCAAAGCCUGCAUGUUGGUUGAGUGGUUACGCCAACACUCUUGGUUUAGUUGGUGGCAUUGUUAGUAUUGACAGUGGCUUUGCUGGCAUGAUUUUGUCUGUGCCUGCCAUGGCAUCGGAUGGUAACUUUGUACCUACAAAGUACAUGAACUAUGGCGUAUUCGCAGCAUGUGUCAUUGCUCAGCUUGCAAUUGCUUCAACAUCAAAUCGUUUCUUGUCCCGGUUACAAACAGUGUGUAUCGUGCUGAACAUGAUUCUCAUCUUCCUUAUUUGCAUCGCCUUGCCUGUUGGUAUCAAGAGCCACGGCAAAGACCUUAACUCGGCUAGCUUUGUUUUUGGAGAUACCACGAAUCAGUACGGCUGGAGCUAUGGGUGGGCGUUCCUGCUUUCAUGGAUGGCUCCUAUCUGGACCAUCGGUGCGUUCGACUCUUGUAUCCACAUGAGUGAAGAGGCUUCCAACGCUGCAACUGCUGUUCCACUCGGAAUCUGCAUGUCUAUCGGUAUGUGCGCCGUUUUGGGAUGGGUCAUUCAGGCCAUUCUCGCUGCUUGUCUGCUUGACGUUGAGGGUGUUGUGAACACCUCGACUGGUCAGCCUAUGGCCCAGCUCAUCAUGGAUAGUCUGGACAAACGUUGGGCUAUCGCCAUUAUGUGUGUUAUGUUUGUCGUUCAGUUCUUGAUGGGCCUUUCUAUUUUGGUUGCUGCUUCGCGUCAAACUUGGGCUUUCUCCCGCGAUGGUGCCCUUCCUUUCUCUGGCUGGGUCCGCAAGAUCAAUCUCAAGCAUGGUGUCCCCAUCAAUGCCUUGAUUUUUGACACCAUUUUGUCGCUUGCAAUUGGUUGCUUGACCCUUAUCGAUCCGACUGCUGCGUUGGCUGUGUUCUCACUUGCCGUAUCUUCUAACGGAUUGGCUUGGAUGAUGCCUAUUCUAAUGCGGGUGAUCAAUUUCGAUGCGGCCUCUUUCGUACCAGGACCUUUCUAUCUUGGCCAUCGCAUUUCAAGAAUCAACAAUGUGAUCUCUUGUGUCUAUCUAACCUUCGUUGUUUUCGUUCUUUCCCAAAUGCCCACUACCAAAAACCCCACAGCCCAGGAAAUGAACUAUACCUGCAUCAUUAAUCCGACCAUCUGGAUUGGUGCCAUGCUCUACUACUUCAUCAGUGCACAUAAAUGGUUCACGGGACCUAAGCUGACUAUUGGUACUGUCGAGGGUGUCGAUCCAGUUGUCUCAGAGAAGCUGGCUGGUUCAAAAGUCACCAUGGAUAAAUCCGGCGUACGGAAUGAAAAAGAGCCAAUUGUCGAGGAAGAAUCUGGAUCUUCGCUGGAGUCUGAGAUCUAA